Doryrhamphus excisus (bluestripe pipefish) is the source of this 2179-nucleotide messenger RNA. It is a transcript of the gene bnipl, whose product is annotated as BCL2 interacting protein like. The record is from RefSeq and is a predicted model, not a curated record. Lineage: Eukaryota; Metazoa; Chordata; Actinopteri; Syngnathiformes; Syngnathidae. Gene Ontology annotation, biological process: apoptotic process. Gene Ontology annotation, cellular component: cytoplasm.
CCUCAACAACACCAAUUCUAUGUGGAGUGCUCAGCAGCUAAUUGGUCGGGACUAGUGACGUCAUCGUGUAGGUGAGUUUGGAUCAGUCAGAGAGCAGUUAGCCUCUGAAAUGCAGACAAACCUGUCACACACCAGUAAGAAACACACAUCCACACACAGGACAUCCAGGAGCCUUCUUGUGAGAAUCUACGGUGACAUCAUGAACUCUGACAGAACGCCAACAUGGCCUCAUGAAAUGGAGUUGCGACAAGAAGACCAUUUCCCUGGACCUCUCCCAGGAGAUGGUGGAAGACCUCACGAUGAAAUUGUCAGUCCACCAGCAGGUGGCAUCGUGGGUGGAGCUAAGAAACGUCUGACUGCUCCCACUCUCAGUCUCACGCUGAGCCAUGGCGAUUCCCACGAGCAAAGUCACGACAGCUUCUCGGCUGCAGCGGUCUCGUCCACACAUUCGCUAGACAUCAACUUGGAGGCGUUGGAGACGCCGUCUGACAGCGAGGCGGAGCCUGAUGGGGCGCACGACCUGGACUGGGAUGAUGACUUCCCUUGGAUGAGGAGGAAGGAGGGCGUGGGGGGCAUGGCCUGGAAGCAGGCGGAGCCUAGUGGAAUGGGGCUGAUGGAGCUGGACCGAGUAGACAGCAGAGGACGCCGCUGGAGGAAGUUCUACAUGUCCGGACAGGAAUAUCAUGUCAACAUGAGCGUCCUGGAGCCAUACCUCCAGGUCCUGUCACAUGGAGGUUACUAUGGGGAUGGGAUGAACGCCAUCAUCCUGUUCACGUCGUGCUACCUUCCAGAGAACACAAUUGACAACUACGACUAUGUGAUGGAGCACCUAUUUAAGUACAUGGUGGGCACGUUGGACCUGAUGGUGUCAGAGAACUACCUGCUGGUCUUCCUGUGCGCCAUGGCGCCUAGAAACAAGUUUCCCUCCAUCAGAUGGCUGCGGCAGUGCUACACUUCCAUUGACAGGAGGUUGAAGAAGGACCUCAAAGGACUUCUGGUGGUCCACCCCAGUUGGUACGUCAAAGUCCUCCUCACUGUGAUCAAGCCCUUUGUCAGUAACAAGUUCAGCAGGAAGAUUCGUUUCAUCCAAAGUCUUGACCAGCUUUCUCACGUAAUCCCCAUGGACAGACUGAUGAUCCCCGACGCUAUUUUUCAGUUUGACCAGCAGUUAAACAAAUGACGAGUGCCAUGUCGAUGGCCUGGACAGUUCCUAGAGACCGAUGAGGCGCUGCCAGGAAGCACUCUCUGAAGAGGCUGAUUCAGAGGCUUUCCAAAAAAACCCAGAAGAACUUGUAUGACCUGUGGAGGAAGAAGGAAGAAGUCAAGACAAUACAAAACAUUUCUGUAAAUGAGAUUUUGAUGGAACAAAAUGUUCAAAUCAAUGUACUGUAUAUGUAAAACUAUGAUAAUCACAUGCAAAGAAACCUGCAGGGGGCGCUGUUUUCGUUCACGAACUUACCACAGUCAUGACGUCAUCUCACGCUGCCACUUUCCACUGUCCAACAAGAUUAGUGUGUGUGUGUGAGUUUUUAUACAAACUACCAGGACAGUAUUGUCUUCAACGUUUCAAUGAAAUAUUUUUCUCUAUUUUAGUAAAAAGUUAACAAUCAACAAUAUGAAAAAACAAACAAACUUGACACCAUUUAAAAUCUUGACUUAAAACUGGCAGUUGGCAUUGAAAUCGCCACAAAUGUUUCAGUAAAUGGCCUCGUCCAUGUUGUCAUCACUUUCCGCGCCAAAGUCCUCGCCGUUGUCGAAAUAGGACAUGAUGUAGUCUGUCUCCUGCAAGACACAGCUCGUUAUUAUGAUGAAAAAAUGAAAAUAUCUCAUUUGAUGUCUUCUCACUUCCUCCAGCUCCUCCUCGUCAUACUCUUCCUCGGGCUCCUGAUCCUCUUCCUUCUUCUCCUGCUGCUCCUCAUCCUCAGAGUUCUGCUGCUCUUCACUCUGCAGCGUCUAAACAACAGGAUCAGUUUAACAGAAGUGAAGGAGAUAGGUUGAAAUGAAAGUUUACCAUGAAAGUGGAAAUGAUUAAGGUAGAUAUGGAAGGGCGUAUUCAGUCAUUUGGAGCUCUGAGGCAAAUCUAACCACGACUUUGUACUGCACUGACACAAGUUUUAUCCUCACCUCCCCACAAGGUCUUCAAUGUGGGCAGCAGCAAGUUUAAUAUAGUUUACCGCUU